AUGAGAUCACUGAAGAAAAACUUAGAAUAAACUUCUAUCUAUUUCAAAGGCAGACUUGUGAGAAAUUUCUAAAACUUAAAGGCUGAUUAAACUAUCUGAUUCCUGUAAAAUAUAUUUUUCUAUUAAUAGAAUAAUAAUUUAUUGAUAUCUAAGUUUUAUUAAUAAGCCAGAAAUGAAUAAGAUGAGAUUGAAAUUUAUUUGUAAUUUAUUAAUUUUAAUAUCAAAAAUAUUAUUUAAGAAAUUUGA
Paramecium sonneborni is the source of this 246-nucleotide messenger RNA. Lineage: Eukaryota; Ciliophora; Oligohymenophorea; Peniculida; Parameciidae. The record is from the annotation of a GenBank genome assembly.